Molecule: messenger RNA, 4516 nt
Organism: Alligator sinensis (Chinese alligator)
Lineage: Eukaryota; Metazoa; Chordata; Crocodylia; Alligatoridae
Gene: MIER2
Product: MIER family member 2
Exons: 12
Coding region: 445-2424 (659 amino acids)
Biological process (GO): negative regulation of transcription by RNA polymerase II
Cellular component (GO): nucleoplasm
Molecular function (GO): histone deacetylase binding; transcription corepressor activity
Source: RefSeq, a predicted model, not a curated record
CACCUGUCCCAUCUUGUUCCCAUCCCGCGUUUGCCGCUUGCAGUCGCAUCAAAUUCCCUCGUGGCCUGCUCAGCUGUUAAAGCGGCUCUUGAUCGUCCUGGGGCUUUUCAAGGCAGAUAGUUUUAAAUUCCCCCUCCCCUGCCGGGAUCAGAGUGGACAGAAUCGCCACCUUAAAAUAAAAUGUACCGUUUGUCUUUAGAGUAAUUUUGUAGGAGCCAAAAAUCAUCCUCUUGGAGGGCAGGGUACGUCCUGAGGAUUUGGGGUCUUAACUUCUGAGAGCAUGGAGGUUGGUGUGAUGGAGGCAGUUCCUCUAAGGGGAAGCUGGUCUAGAUGGAGGAGAGAAAGCGUUAAAGGUCCACGAGAUAUAUGUGCAGUGGGUCCUUCUGCCCACGGCAGCCCUUUCGACUGCCCUUUGCAACUUGUGUCCUUUGGGUUUUAAUUUAAAUGAAUUGCAUGCAGGAGCUGGCAGCACAUUGUGUUGUUGCAAAGGGAUUUCUUAUCCAACUUCUUUUCUCUUUGAAGGCCUCGGUCGGCAGGCAGAGUCCACGGGUGGUGCCGUACCCAGCCCACAACCUAUGUCCCGGAGAGCCUGGCCUCCAGACUGCAGCAGUUGUGUCCAUGGGCUCAGCUGACCACCGAUUCAACCUUGCCGAGAUCCUUUCACAGAACUAUGGUGUACGAGAAGAGAGGGAUGAGGAAGAAGAUACACAGGAGAAAGAGAAGUCUUUAGAGGAGCUGGAAAAGAGCUUCAGCCCCUCUCAGGUACACACUGCAAGGGAGGAGAAGGGGACUUGUCUGCCAACUGUUUUGUCCUCCUUGACAGUAUUGAAAGCACAGAGCUCCACUGAGGGACAUGAACCAGCACUGGUGGAUCCACUGGAGCUGGGCUUGUGCUUGGUGAUUGUUCCAUUCCUGAUGAAGCUUUGUCCUCCUCUCGCUCAGAGCAGUGAAAUGCCAUUCGAGGAGCUGCUUGCACUUUAUGGCUAUGAGGCAUCUGAUCCCAUCUCGGAGCAGGACAGCGAGAGCAAUGGGAUCUCUCCUCACCUGCCAGACAUGACCCUCGAUAAGGAACAAAUAGCGAAGGAUUUGCUUUCAGGGGAAGAAGAGGAGGAGACGCAGUCCUCGGCCGACGACCUGACUCCAUCCGUCACGUCCCACGAUGCCUCGGACCUUUUCCCAAACCAGCCUGGCUCCAACAACUUCCUUGCCGAUGAAGACAAGGAGCCCUGCUCUUCCCCGUGCGCUUCCUCCAUGGCAGAGGAUUCAGAAGAGGACUCCAUCCCAUCCAACGAGUGUAAGAAGGAGAUCAUGGUCGGUCCUCAGUACCAGGCUGCAGUCCCCAUCCUCCAUUUACAAAGGCACAGUGAAAAAGUCUACGAGAACGAAGAUCAGUUGCUGUGGGACCCCAACAUCCUGCCCGAGAAGGAGGUGGAAGAGUUCCUGUACCGAGCGGUGAAGCGGCAGUGGGACGAGCUGGCCAGCAUCAGCCUGCCCGAAGGAGAGAUGGUGAAGGACAACGAGCAGGCUCUGUAUGAGCUGGUGAAAUGCAACUUCAAUGCGGAAGAGGCUCUGCGGAGGUUACGCUUCAACGUGAAGGUCAUCAGAGAUGAGCUCUGUGCCUGGAGCGAAGAGGAGUGCAGGAACUUCGAGCACGGCUUCCGGGUCCAUGGGAAGAAUUUCCAUCUCAUCCAAGCGAACAAGGUGCGCACCCGGUCGGUGGGCGAGUGCGUGGAGUACUACUACAUGUGGAAAAAGUCAGAGCGCUACGACUACUUCACGCAGCAGACUCGCUUCGGAAGGAAGAAGUACGUCCUCCACCCUGGAGCCACGGACUAUGCAGAGAACGACCUGGACGGAGGCGAGGUGGAGAACGCUGGCCGGGCCCGGAGCUCGCCGCCCAUUCCCUCUGCUACUAGCUGCCUGGACUCCCACUUCAGCCAGGACCCCCUGGCCAUCGAGAGCACAGAGCCCCUGAGCGUGGAGAGUGCAGCCUGCAGCCUGGGCAGCAUGAGUGAGUCGGGCCAGGGCUACGAGUGCAGCACGCCCUCAGAGACAAACUGUUCCUUCGACCCUGCCGAGGAGCCGGCCUCGAGCACGCGGCGCCCCGGGACCCCCUCAGAGACGGGGAUCUACCCGCUGCCCCCGGCAGGCCCGGACCCGGUGGACAAAGCAGAGACAUUGCAGAGCUCCGGCGAGACGAUAGCCGUGGACUUCACACUCCCCGCAGACAUGGGCGAAGGCUUGCCUUUAAUCGCUGGCCGCGUGGAUUUGGGCACAGCCCCCGAGGCAGUGGUGGCCCCAGCUCAGGUGUCCUUAUCGGUCACGGAUUUCAGCAUCAUCGGCAUUGGGGAUGUGAAUAGCUUCCUAGCAGCUCACCAGGCCUGCCCAGCGCCCGUGGCCCAGUCAGAGCCAUUGUCACAGUGAGCCUCCGCUCACAAGCAUGUCACAGAUGGAGCUGGGACCUGGACCUCACCGAGUGAAUUCCUUGGACCUCUCUGUUUCACGGGGACACUUGAGAGCCAUCGGUCAGAAUCCGUCUUUCCACCCUCCGUGAUCCACAACCGGACACCUCUUUGCUCUCGUGCUCGUCAACAGGGGAGGUUUCAGUGGGGGGAGUCAGUGACGCCCCCUCCCUGCCCAUGCAUCGCCACGGGCAGCACUAUGCUGGUCAGACGGCCCCUGCCCUCCAGGCAGAGGAGGGGGCUGUCGCAACAGGGGACACAUCGUGGGCAUUUUGGGGGUGUCACUGGAGCUGCAGGCGCGCAGGAAGCAAGCACAGGCAGAGCGGGGGCCGUCCGGCUGCCGGGCCGGGCGCUGGUCCCAAAGGCAGUCCCUGCCGCGUUCUGUGUUGCAAUAGAAGUGCUUCUCUCUCCCCAUCCUUCCCGAUGGCAGGACCGUGCCUGUUGGUCUGUUGGUCCCAGCAGCAGGCGUGCGUGUCCAGCUGUUUGUCCAGCCCCCACACUACCAGGGCUAGAUGAGGCAUAGCCUGUCCCUACCCACUGUGGGGAAGGCCUCAGCCCAUUAUCAGGGGCAGUUGUACAUUGCCCAGUUCACCUCCCUUCCAAUACUUACUGGGGCCUAUGCUGUGGAGAACCUGGAUCCAGGGAUAAAGCUGGGCUGCUAACAAGAGGAGUCUGUAGACAGACUGCUGGAGUCACGCUAACCCAGUGCUUGUGAGCCUAUUGCUGCAGUGGACAGCACAGCCGGCCCCGUGGAAGGGUUAAACUGAGACAAGCAGCCUGCAGAUGUGCCCAGGUGGCUCCAAACUGGUCUGUCUGGGGAGAAAGCAAGGGAAAGGGCUGGGAAAGGGGGUGCGGUGAUUGAGUUGGCUCUUGCUCUGCCUGUCCAAGGGCUUAAAGUUGAGUAGAAGAGACGGGGCAGGGGGCACGGCCUCUGCGCACAUAGCGUGUGCCCCAUCCUGUGCCAGGCGUGUCAAACCCAGGCGCUUCUCUAGGGUGAAACCGGGGUGCACACCCAUGCACCUCGAAGGAGUACGGAGCGCCCAGCCCUGGCAGGAUGCCUUGUGUGCCUGGGCAUCUUCUCUGCCCCUGUGUGCCAGCGUGUGCACGUGCCGCAGGCAGGGAGGCUCAGCCGUGGGGCAUCGAUGCUGGCAAACCCUGCACUGAUUCCUGGCACGGGACCUGGGCUGGAGCCUGCCUCAGCCCCAGGGCUCCCGAAUGUGACAAGGAAACUCUGAUGUCCUAAGAGAAAGGGAUGUGUUUGCUGCCAGGGCCUUGCCAAGGUGGCAGGGACUCCGGGCCCUGUGCAGAGUGCCAAACUGGCCCAGGUGCCUGGUGUGGGGAGCCCAGGUCCGGGGUGUGCUGCUGGCUAAAGCCUCUUCUCCACUUCCUUGUGAGCACCCUCCCCACCCUCAGCCAGGGACCGCUGCCUCCCCACCUGCCGUGCGGGCCUCCAACCCGAUCCUCCCGCCGCUCUCCCUGCACGCGGGUUUCUUAAUCGCUGCCUUCAGGUCUCGGCCUGGAGCCAGCCUUGCUCUGAUGGAUUUAAAUGCAGUGACACGCGAGGGGCCCGGAUCUAUCUCCACGCGAGGAGGGGGGCACAAAGGGCGCCGAGUCGCAGCAUGUUUGAUGCCCAGCUGGGCGUCAAGUCGGACCCUGUCUCCUAUCUCAAACCCCGCAGCUCUGCAUGGGGCCGGGGCACGACUCAGCUGAGGGAUGUCACACUCCAAACCCAGCCGACUGCAUCGGCCGGACGUCGGGUUGUGAGACUCGCCAGCGUCCAAGGCCGGGAGUAGGAAGCAAAGGUCCUUCCCUGAGCCCGGACCCUCUCUCCAGAGCCUGCCCUUGCUGAAGGGAGACGGGGCAAGCAACCGGGGCAGGGCACACGGGGCACCCCGGUGCCCUCCCGGGUGGGUGCAGUGGCCCACAGCUCCUCCGCCCGCAGCUCUUCCUCCGGUUCGGUUUGUCUCGUGCCCCAGCGCGGCGGGGAGACAUCUCUUAUUUAUAUCCUUCCAUGUUGUUUACAGCUGCACGUGGGGCUGGAUCGGGAGCGCGGC